This is a messenger RNA of Baudoinia panamericana UAMH 10762, 1587 nucleotides long. RefSeq lists its product as uncharacterized. The transcript has 3 exons. The record is from RefSeq and is a predicted model, not a curated record. NCBI's taxonomy places the organism in Eukaryota, Fungi, Ascomycota, Dothideomycetes, Mycosphaerellales, Teratosphaeriaceae. Bases 1 to 1587 code for a protein of 528 amino acids.
AUGCAUUUCUCACGAACACUGCUGGCCGCAGCGCCAGCUGCUCUCGCACUCGUCUCAUCAGUCUCUGCCCUUCCCCACGCUACGCGGACAACGACCACGAACACCACCGCGGUCAACACGACGACUUGCAAUGGCGAGACGUACGUCUACCAGCAGCUUGCCGGCUACGGUUUCAUCCCCAGUAACGACCGUGACAAGUUUGGAGACACCAUUGGCGGCAUUGGCAGCUCUGUUGCUAUUGACCGCUUGAGCUGGAUCCAACUGUUUAACGGUAGCUACACCGGCACACUCUGGGCAAUCCCGGAUCGAGGAUGGAACACACAAGGCACGUUGAACUACCAAAACCGAGUACACAAGUUCAAGAUCAUCUUCACACCAAACAAGACCGCCUCGGUGUCGAGCCCAUCUGGACCUAACCUCAACCUGAUUUACCAGGAUACCAUUCUUUUCACCGACCCGUCAGGCAAUCCUACAUCCGGUCUCGAUGCGAACGUUCGCGGUCCAUACCUCACGUUCCCUAACUUCCCAUUUGACCUGCCAAGCGUCAACUACACCGGUGACGGCUUCGGCGGUGCAGGAAGUGGCGGCACUCGCGUGGUCAUGGACACCGAGGGCCUCUUCCUUGGCAUUGACGGCUCGUUCUGGGUAUCUGACGAAUAUGGUCCAUACAUCUACCAUUUCUCAACCAGCGGCCGCAUGAUCGGUGCCAUCCGACCACCAAAUGCUGUUAUUCCAUUGAGGAAUGGCACGGAGAGCUUCUCGGCCGAUAGCCCGCCCAUCUACAACUCUGCACUGGCUCCAGUCCCUACCGACAACCCGACCGGCCGUGACAACAACCAAGGUCUUGAGGGUCUCACUACCAACCCCCUGCGCACCCGUCUCUACGCUCUGAUGCAGUCUGCUCUCAACCAAGAAGGUGGCCUCAAGAACAAGAACAGCCGCUACGCCCGCCUCCUUGAGUACGACAUCACCAAGUCUCAACCAACCCUCGUCGGCGAGUACGUCGUUCCAGAGAACCACGUCACUCCAUCCGACAGCGGCUCGAAAGUCGCUCACCAGAGUGAGAUUCACUACGUCAGUGACACACAGUUCAUGAUCCUCGCUCGUGACUCAAACGCUGGACGUGGUCAAGCCUCAAGCACGAGCAUCUACCGCCAAGUCGACAUUUUUGACAUCUCAAACGCCACCAACAUCUCGCCAGGCUCUGACUGCUACACUUGCUCCAUCGCGGACAACAACGGAAACUUGCGCAGCAACGUGACGGCGGCCCAGUACUGCCAAUGGCUCGACUACAACGACAACGCCCAACUGAACCGCUUUGGCCUGCACAAUGGUGGUGGCCAAGAUACUGGUCUCUUGAACGAGAAGUGGGAAUCGCUUGCUCUUGUGCCAGUCAACAUUCUCACCCUCGGACUGGACGGAGAGUACUUCCUCUUCUCGCUGAGCGACAACGACUUCAUCACGCAGAACGGUUACCUCAAUGGCGGCAAGUACCAGUACGCGGAUAGCAGUGGCUUCAACUUGGAUAACCAGGCUUUGGUCUUCCAGGUGAAGCUGCCGGGUGGAGCGCUCCCGCUUCAGUCGUAG